GUGGAGAAAAAGAACCCUACCCGCCUCAGAAUACGGGAAGAGUGGGACCCACAAAACUCCAGCGCCAGUAAAAGAAAAAUAAAGCAUCGCUCCUCCAGAAGCGGUCAAGCUUUUGGUCAAUUUCCCAAAACGAAAAAAAAAAAACCCUAGUACCACUUUUGAGAGGGAAAAAUCUCUCCGCCAAAACUGCAUCUUAACCCCUUUCUUCUUCUUCCUCUUCCUCUCUCUCUCUAUCUUUCUGGAUUCUUCUCGUCUGGUUCUAAUAAAAGUUUGGAAAAAGCUGUUAUGGUUGUGGCGGUGAUCGACGGCGGUCGCGCGACGAAGAGGGCGAGGCGAAGCAACCGAAUCUCCGCCGAUCUACACGAUUUCUUCACUUUCCCGGCGUCGGAUGAGGCCGGAGGAGGGCCGCCGUUCCGGGAUGGAGUGAGAUCUUUCCUCUCGAGCCACGCGCGGGUGCUCUUCUCGAGCCUGAUGACGUGGCAGAUCCUGCUCAGGGCCGGAGAUUCCGUGGACGACGGUUCAGAUCUCUCCUCAAGGCUCGUCUCUCUGGACGUUGUGGAGGAGGACGUCACCAGAUCCUCCAGAUCCGUUUACUGUGACCACUGCCGAGUCGUCGGCUGGAGUGGUCAUCCAGUGUGUAGAAAGAGGUACCAUUUCAUCAUAAGGUCAGGAGAAAGCUCCAAGAGCCAGAAGUGUUCGAGUUGCGGCAACACUCUGCAACUCUCGGACAGCGGAAGCAGCUGCAAGUGGUGCAGCUCCGCGUUGGACGUCGAGAACUGGGUCUACUCUCAGCUAGACGACCCAACCCACCUCCUCCAUGGCGUUAUCCACUCGAACGGUUACGCUCAUCUCUUGUCACUCAACGGGCGAGAAGGUGGGUCUGGUUUCUUGCCUGGUCAUGCCAUCAUGGACUUCUGGGACAGGCUUUGUUCUGCCCUCGCGGUUAGGAAGGCAAGCGUGAUGGACGUGUCGAGGAAGUAUGGAAUGGAUUACCGACUCCUUCACGCUGUCACCAGGGGGUCCUCGUGGUAUGCAGAGUGGGGAUACGAGUUCAAAUCCGGGAGUUAUGCCCUGACCCGAGAUGCGUAUAAGAAGGCGGUGGAUACUCUAUCAGGUAUGCACGUGUCUCGGUUCUUGUUCCACGGGAGGAAGCCCAGAACUCGGCUCCAUUCCACCAUCGCUUUCUACCAGUCACUUUCGUGUUCGGAGUUUCUAACCCUUCGAGACCUCUUCUCCUUCCUGUUCCGACUGAUUCAUGAGACCCGUUCCAGAAAGUCAGGGGAACUUGCCGUUGCGCCUUCAGACGUGUUGUGUUCUUGGACAAGGAGUGAUGUGGAAGAUGUGCAUAAAGCCAUGAUCAAGGUGUUGAAAGCUGCAGGAGGUCAUGGAGGAAGCUGGGCGACCAGGCGGGCUCUCAAAGGAUCCACUUGCAGAAUGGCGUCUUUGGAGCUUCUCGAUUACUGUCUCAAGCAUUUGGGAGGUGUGUCCACGGAUGAUGGAUCUCAUAUAGUCUGCUCCAGUUUCAAUGCUGCUACUAAUGAUUUCGAGUUCAGGCUUGUGCCGGUAUCCUCUAUCCGCCUGUCUGAUGACCCAGAGGAAAAGUAUCCAUCAGAGGAGCAUGUGAAACGCGACAUAAGAUAUUUAUAUGAUUUUCUAUUGCACCCACAAACCAUGGCCAAGUUUAGGUCUCAAGUAACAAGAGACAAAAUGAUGGACGCAGCAACAAAAAUACUAGAUUGCAAGCAUUUCAUGAAAGAUUACCUACCCAGCGGUGCUAAUCCCUUUGCCAUCAACCUCUGGUGUCAUGUUGAGCUCUCAGAUCAAUCCAAAGAAUGUCCUGCUCUGCCCCCAGAGCUUCUGGUUCUUCCCAUGAAUGCUACUGUAUCUGACCUGAAAAUCGAAGCUGCCAAGGCUUUUCAGGAAGUUUAUGCAAUGUUCAAGAGGUUUGAAGUCGAGGAACUCCUAGGAUAUGGCUCCUUGGAAGAUUCAAUUACCCUGAAAUUUCUAGUUGGGACAAGUGGGAUGGUCAGGAUCAAAGGGAGAUGCUCAUCAAAACAUGGGCUUCUUCGGUACCGCAUGGAGAGAGGAGUGGAGAACUGGAAGGUUGAUUGCAUUUGCGGUACAAAGGAUGACGAUGGGGAGAGAAUGUUGUCAUGUGACGCGUGUGGUGUGUGGCAUCACACCAGAUGUGCUGGGAUCGAGAACUCUGAUGCAUUGCCAUCUAAGUUCCAUUGUUUCAGAUGCAUCAAACUGUACAGGAAGAAACCAAAACGAUCUGAUGCUGAGCAUGGAUCUAGUGAAGUGCCUCAAGCCGGCUUUGUUUGUAGAGGUGAGUCGGCUGGGAUGGGCAAUGGAUCUAAUAUGUCUGUAACACUUAGUGUAGGCUAACUAUGUAUUCCUGAUCUAGCUAUAUGUAUAGUUAAGAGUUUUUGGUUGGGUCUAAAACUUCAAGCAUCUAAGCCUACAUGACCUAGAGGCUUCAUGAAUGGGAGUUGCAUGCCCCGUCCUAAGUUUCAAUGUAUUUUCUAAUCAUGCGAUAUUAAGAAGGUACAAAUGUUUGCCGUACUAAGGGCAUUUACCUUA
This is a messenger RNA of Tarenaya hassleriana, 2583 nucleotides long. Its product is annotated as PHD finger protein At1g33420. NCBI's taxonomy places the organism in Eukaryota, Viridiplantae, Streptophyta, Magnoliopsida, Brassicales, Cleomaceae. The record is from RefSeq and is a predicted model, not a curated record.